This is a messenger RNA of Oreochromis niloticus (Nile tilapia), 6594 nucleotides long. Its product is annotated as replication protein A 70 kDa DNA-binding subunit. Bases 122 to 2059 code for a protein of 645 amino acids. Gene Ontology annotation, cellular component: nucleus. The transcript is spliced from 17 exons. The record is from RefSeq and is a predicted model, not a curated record. Gene Ontology annotation, biological process: DNA repair; DNA recombination; DNA replication. Lineage: Eukaryota; Metazoa; Chordata; Actinopteri; Cichliformes; Cichlidae. Gene Ontology annotation, molecular function: DNA binding.
ACUUCUCGGCAAAGUAUCGUUUGCCUCUCUUCUAUCGCGAUAAGUGUCAUGGCUUUUUUUGGAGCUACGUACCAGAAAAGCUAAACUCUGCAAGCUUUGAGAUAAGCUUCACACGAGAGACAUGAACGUACCUCUUACAAAAGGGGCGGUUGAAGCCCUCUGCAAAGGCUUAGAUGUGGACAAGCCCGUGCUGCAGCUGCUGAACAUCCGUCAGAUCAGUAAUGCCUCAGGCCCACCCAGAUUCCGACUUAUGAUGAGUGAUGGCCAGCACUCUCUGACUUCUUGCCUGCUUGCUACCCAGUUAAACUAUUUAUCUGACGAGAACCUCCUGGUACCAAACUGCGUGUGUUUGUUGAAAAAGACCGUCAACAACACUUUGGCUGAUGGCAGGCGUGUGGUUGUUGUUAUGGACAUGGAUAUAUUAAAGUCAGCAGAGGAAGCUGGGGGAAAGAUUGGAAAUCCCACUCCUUAUAAUACAGAUGGUAAGAUGUCAUCUCCACAGAAGGUGUCAUCAAGUACCUAUGUUCCAGAGUCCCCUCCGUCUGCUGCCGUGCCUGGACCCUCCUAUAGGAACUACUUCUCUCCCCGAGGCAGAGGAGGAAGUUUUACGGGACAAGCACCCAUGAAAGCUUCUCCCAUGAAAGCUUCUCCCAUGAAAGCUUCUCCCAUGAAAGCUUCUCCCAUGAAAGCUUCUCCCAUGAAAGCUUCUCCCAUGAAGGCCUCGGCUAUAAAAGCAUCACCCAGUAAGGGCUUAACCGUGAAGGUUUCACCCAUGAAAGCUUCGCCCAUGAAGGCCAACAGCGCUUCUCCGGGUUCUUCAGCAAAAGUGAUUCCUAUUGCAAGCCUCAACCCCUACCAAAGCAAGUGGACUAUCAGAGCCAGAGUCACCAACAAGUCGAGCAUUCGCACGUGGAGUAACUCCAGAGGAGAGGGCAAGCUCUUCUCCUUUGAGAUAGUGGAUGAGAGUGGUGAAAUCAGGAUCACUGCUUUCAACAAGGAAGUGGACAAGUUUUUCUCUCUAGUGGAGCAAGGCAAGGUGUACUACAUCUCCAAGGCUACACUCAAGCCGGCCAACAAACAGUACACCACGCUGAAGAACGACUACGAGAUGACCCUCCACGCUCACUCAUCCAUCGUGCCAUGUGAUGACAAUCAGAGCAUCCCCACAGUGCACUGUGACUUUGUGCCCAUCGCAGAGCUGGAAAAUCGAGACAAAGAUGCUAUCAUUGAUGUGAUUGGAAUAUGUAAGAGUGCUGAGGAUGUAUCCCGUAUCACCACUAAGAACAGCAGAGAAGUCUCCAAGAGGGCUCUCAGCAUAAUCGACCAAACAGGCAAAGUCGUGACAGUCACACUGUGGGGCGAAGAGGCAGAAAAUUUUGAUGGCUCUACGCAGCCAGUGGUUGCCAUCAAAGGAGCUCGAUUGUCUGAUUUUGGGGGAAGAUCUCUCUCUGCAUUGUUCAGUUCAACAGUCAUGGUCAACCCAGAUAUACCACAGGCCUUUAGACUGAGAGCCUGGUAUGACCGGGAAGGCUUUGCAAUCAACAGCCAGUCGCUGACAGAGACCAGGUCAGCAGGCACAGGAUUAAACGUGAACUGGAAAACACUGAGCGACAUUAAGAAUGAAGACAUGGGCCAUGGAGAGAAGGCACAGUAUUUCAGCUGCGUGGCGACAGUGCUGUACAUUCGUAAGGAGAAUUGUCUGUACCAAGCCUGUCCAUCUGCAGACUGCAACAAGAAGGUCAUCGACCAGCAGAAUGGGCUGUACCGCUGCGAAAAGUGUAACAGAGAGUUCCCCAACUUCAAAUACAGACUCUUACUUUCUGCUAACUUAGCUGACUUCGGGGAUAACCAGUGGGUGACGUGCUUCCAGGAGACAGCUGAGGCCCUGUUGGGUCACAGCGCAGAAACUCUCGGACAUCUCAGAGACACAGAUGAAGCUGCCUUCGAUGAAGUCUUCCAGAAAGCCAACUUCACAACUCACAUCUUUAAAAACAGAGUCAAGCUAGAGACCUACAACAGACGCAGAGAGAGAACGACCUGGCUUAGGAUCAUAUUUUAAGGUUUGUCUUAUUUUUAGGAACAGAAGCAAGAUGACAAACUACCAGGUUUUUGACUUAACAAGCACAAUGCGCUCACAUGUUUUUUGUUCAGUCAUCAACUCUACCAGUGUACACUGUUGCUCAUUUCAUUCAUCAGUCACUCUUCCUAUUUAGACCGUUAUCCUGUUUAGAUAUGGUUAUGAUCAAUUCUUUUCUUUCUCUCACAAAGGUAAUUCAUAUUAGACAAUCACCAAUAUAAAUGAGAAUCUAGAAGUAAAAAGGAGACCCUUAAAACCAUCUCAUGAGUGUUGACAGUACUUAGUUUGACCACCAGGGGGCCGUCCUGAAGAAUGUAAGCAUGUAAAUAAAUAGCUACACAUAAGAGAUCUUAGCUAAAUCUGUUUAUUUCGUGUAGAUGGAAGAAAAAAAUGUUCGAUAUUUUUAAUAUCAGAUUUCUUAAGCAUAUAAGUCACUCUAACAUUAUCAACCGCUGAAGGCCUAAUUUGUGUAGCUGUGUCUACUUUUACGUUUAAAAGAACCUUGAGUUCAUCAUGUUCUUCAAUCAGUUCUUGAACAACAGGAAGUGUGGCAUAGCCUGUUUUUCCUGACGGGGGAAAUCACUGAGUUGCACCUGGUCUAUAGCAGUGUUAUGGACCCAUGUGGGAUGCUCAGAGCAUUCGCCAGAGCAUCGCACUCACCAAAAGCAAACACAAGCACUGACAUUAUUUCCCAAAGUAAACAGCACACGUGGGAUUUAAAGGAAAACAGGACUCAUCAGACCAGAUGACCUCCUUUCAGUUUGUUUAAGGCCUCUUUUGUUGCGUGACGAUGGGUAAGGUUCGUUUUAGGGCUGUGGCAGCCGUCACAAUGUGGCCAAAGUGCUCUGAUCUUCAAAUCCAGCAAACUGACUCUUUAAUCCCAGACCGUAAUGUAUAUGUUUUUGUAACAAAACAAAUAUUAUUCACACAUAAGCUUUCCAAUUGCUAACUUAUGUAUAUGUAAGGUUUUUUCUGAUUACAAGAAUUACAGAGAAGCCACAAUAAUUGUUUAAAUAUGGUGAUGACGGUGCUGAAGAGCAUCAGUCUCUUUUAGCCUUGCUUUAAAGGUGACAGCUGUGUGAAGAAUGAUAAUUGAGAGUUUAAGAAUGAAGGUCAGACUCCCUCUAUCCCCCUUCUCACCUGGCUAAUCUCUACAUGAAGCAGACGUGAUUGACAUUUUGUUUUUUUGGAAAAUUGCAGAAAUUGCUGAAGGCAACUUGACAUACCCCUCUGUUCAGGCUGGGGGGUGUAGUCUCUGAAAGCUUUGGAGUUUGUCAGGUUUUUCACAUUUGGUAUUUAACAAAUAUUAUAUUAAGAAUAGAUUACUUUGGUCAAGUGAGCUCUGAAAGCAGAAGGUACGAGAAGCAAAGCAGUAACUGAUAAAAUUGCCCCUUCUUUUAUACUUUUAUACUUUUAUACAACAGGUAUAAGAGUGGGAGACUCUUAUACAGAUGUUGUGAUGAUAAAUGUGCAUUUAUCAUCACAACAUCUGGUCUAUAUUCACAACCAGGUAAACAAAUUUACAAAUCCUUCAGAUGAUGAAAAACUCCAACACAGCUGGCAACAGACGUAAAUAAAAAUGUAAAUGCUGUAUUUAAAUAAAGUUCCGUCUUAACUGUCUGCCGUGUUUCAUUAAGGUGGUGCAUUACAAAGGCAGGAGCAUGUGCAGUGAAUCAGAAACUAGUGCUCCAGAGUUGAGUGCAGUAGAGGCUCAUCUUCCUCUCCUACACACACACAGUUCACAACAUGGUGAAUUGGAUUUACGGAGCACUAAAGAGCGCUGUUUACACAUAAUCUUUUAAUUUGCAUUUGUUUAAAAGACAAUCCAAAGAAAUGUGUAUCUGAUUUCAAACCAAUACUCAGAUGUGAUAAUUGAGUUCAAAUCUUACUCUUUGAAUCUGUUCCAGGCUGGCUGAUUAUUCAUCUUAAAUAUGUGUUGCUGUAUUAGUGCUUGUGUGUGAGUCCAAGCGCAUCAGUCUGAAGUGAAUGCAUUGAUUGUGUCUCAUUGAAUCUAUUAGUGUCAUAGAGGAUCUGCUUUUCUUGCCUUGUUUUAACAGACAGGCCAUUCAGAGCCAAGUACACUCUUAACACAGCCACUUUACAUCAUCAGCUAAACGUAUUCUUAGCUAGCACUCACAUCACAUUACACUCAGACCUUUUUGCUGUCCUUGAGUGUGGAAAAAGGUUUCGGAAAAUUCUUAUGAUGGCAUUUAUCAUCUUGAUGGCAAAUAUAAAAAUCACUAAGAGCUCCCAUGACACACACAUAUAUAUAUAUAUAUAUGUGUGUGUGUGUAAUCAGCGUGAGAGAUUCAGAGAAGAUUUAUUCGUCUUUCUUUAACCCAAAAGAUUUGAGCUACCUCUGUGUUCCUUAUAUUUUGUUUCCAAAGAGCCAGACUUUCUAGAAACUUAUCGAAGUGUUCCUGGGCAAUAGUUUUCCAGUGUUUCUCCGGACACUGGCUGUUUUUUCCUCUCAUUUUCUUAACCCGCUGUCUUGGGUUUACAAUGACCCCUUCUCGCAAAUAGGCCAAAAUAGUCCUUUUGACCCAAAAGUCCUACAGUAGAAUUUAACAGAAGGUGGUUGGUGACCUUGUCAGAGUCUUAAUUCACCUUUAAGGUGGCACUUUCAGACAAGUUUUAAGAAUCCUUUAUCAAUUUUACUGGAUACAUGGAAAAAAAAUGGUAGUAGGAUUUAUCCUAUUCAUUUCAGUUCUUUAAAACUUAUUGUGUGAUUGUGUUAAGAUAUUUCAGUCUUGACCUAAGUGCUGGAUUGUUAAACAGACAAUGCUAUCUGUCCCGUAUAAUGAAUAAUAUUAUAAAUAAUAUUUCUCUGCAGGUAGUUUUGGGUUAUUUCUUUGCUCAGUACAGUACAGCAUCUUAUUAAUUCUCUUUGAAGAUAUGGCAUCAGUAAGUGUAAAUGUUUAUUGGCUAGUUGUGUGCUGUACUUUUGCAUGUGUGUGUGUUUUGUUUUUGUUUCUUUCUUUUUGUCUGCACAUCCAGAAGUGCUGGUAUUUAUUCCUUCAGGGAAGAACCCCACUUCAGCGCACCGCCUGAAAUUGAGUUAGAGAACAGGGGUGAAUGUUCGGCUACAGAGUAAUUGUUUUUUCCAGAUGCGAUUGCAGUAUUAGUCUCCGCAUAUUAAAUUACCAAGCCUUCUUUCUCUCAGUACCCUACCAUUUGGAAAACCAUUAUUUUUAAAUAAGUUGUCACCUUUUGUCAAGUGGAACCUCCGAUUCAACCCCUCCCCCCGUAUUGUUUAAUUUGCCUGAGGUAGAUGCAAAUUGAAAAUACGAGUAGAAGUGUGGAAUCACACAUAUGAUAAUGAACAAAUGUUCAAUCCUUGAUGCUGGUUAUCCUAAGUGAAUUGCUAAUUGUCUCUGGAUUAAUCCCUUUAAUAAUUGUCACUGAUUAUGAUGGAAAAGAGCUUUUGACUUUAUGCUUUCACUGGAAAUCAUGCCAUUGUUUGAUGGUACAGAAUCUGACUUACUGAUGGUGACUCUUACUGCAAACAGUUGAGACAGCUUACAUCUGCGUACAUAAUUAUCGAUCUCAAUUAUUCUUGUGUUUGUGAAAGUACAAGCACCGAUGGGUAACCUAACCAGCAUGUCUUUGAUCUGUGGGAGGAGGAAACCCACGCAGGCACACCGAGAACAUGCAAACUUCACACAGAAGCUGGCCUGUGGAUCCAGGAAGCCUCAAGCUUCGAGGCACUAAACACUGUAGCGCUGUGCAAUAUGGCAGAUUAGAAUAUGUUUUUAUUGAUAUUAUUUUUAUUAAUAUGAAGGAAACAGGUGGAACAUCCUUCUUUUUGCUUACUUUUGUAAAUGACAUGGAAAGUGUCACCUUUCCUGCUCUGCUUCCUGCCUUGGGGCCACGUAGGGUCACUUUAUAAUCACACAGUCCAUUAGGUUUGAGUAAUCACACGAGUUUUUGCUAAAUAUUGCUGAAGUCUGUGAUUGUGCAGUAGCCGGUGUUUGUGUUCUUGUUUAUGUUGGAAGCCUUUUAUUUUUAUUUUUUUAGUCUUGCGACAGUCAGGACUCGGUCUGACUUGCUGAAUUUUCACCAUUUGAGGUGAAAUGCUUAAAUUCAUCAUCAGAGGUGUCUGGUUCCCAAAGAGAGUGCUUUGAUGACAAGAUUCGCUUACAUCAUGGGGGGAAAAAAGCCGCUCUCGUUUUCUUACAUUUGUGAGAUUCUCCAACGUAUCAAAACAGAAGAAGCAGGCAAUGCAAAUUAAAAUCAACAUAUUAAACACCAUGUAAAUUAUGCAGCUCAGCUCGAUAUGACUAACGACAUCAUGGCUCACACUUGCCAAAGGAUCUGAAAUUAGACCAUACAAUAAAAUCUACUGGCCUUGCGGCUUUUUGCAUAGAUUUUGAGAAGAAGGUUGUUGGUACAAGUCUGAGCUGACAGCAAAGCUCUGUCAGUAGCAGGAAGUUUCAGUCCUAAAGCAGACUUUCCACUGGUUGGGUCUUAAUUGGUUCAGUAGACAAAUGAUUAUGUGCAGUCUUGAAUCGUGCUGA